GGGUUAUGGUUGUUCUCGUUUUCCGGAUUUUUAAAGAUUUUUAAGGAAAACGACGAGAAGAAGAGAUUCCGAGAUAGAAGCCGAGAGUACCAAAUUCACUCAAGCACUCAAAUCGAUCGACUUUCAGCACAGGCAGAGAAAAGGGGGAUUGGGAGAGAGAGAGAGAAGAAAGAACGAAAGAAAGAUGUGCUGUGGGGGUAAAUUGUGUAGGCUACUCACGUGCUUGAUACUAUUGGCAGUGUUGAUAGGGCUUCUCUUUGGGUUCGGAGUCUUCAAGCAUGGAUUCAAUAAAUUGAAGUCUACCAUGCACUACAGCGAUCCAGUGGGAGGCACCUCCUCUUAUUCCUUAUCGGGAAGGCCAAUGUUCUUGGGCAAUGGAACACCUGUUCCGCACUGAUUUUUGAAAUUGGGUACCUUAUCUACCAUUAUAAUCGGUGUUUCUUGUUUCUACUUCCCCUUUUAAUUCUCUUUUUCUUUUAUAAUAUCGAUGUCGAUUCACGCAGAAGAUUCUGUAUAGAGAUUUUCAAUUUUUAUUCCUUUUUUUCUUUCUUUCUUUAUCUCUGUUUCUGGUUAUGAUGAGUAGAUGUUAGAUGCUGAUAUUUCUAGGGUUUUUUUUUCCUGUUCCUGUGUGUCGAACAAUUUGUUCAGGCUAUUUUCAAUAAUAUUUUGAAAGGAAAAUUGAGAAAAAAAAUGUGUCUGUUGAUCUGUGCGUGAUGGAUCUGAAAUCUUGAAUGUAUCUCAGUUCUCAGAUCUGUACUAUUUAUGAACUUUAAACGCCGAUCUCCUCUGCGACUGUACACGGCGCGGCGAUCAGGCAAUUAGCACUCAAGAGUCGAGAGAGUCCAACGAAAGGAUCAAGGAGACAACCAUCAAAGUAGGUUGUGGAAGAAGAAAAUUCAAAAUUAGCAACUCGAUUUAGACUGAGGGAGUCCGGUUACUGCUUUGGAGUGGUGCUUCUUGCUUCCCCAAGUUGAUGAAAAUCAUGGAUUUCCGAGAUGAGCUUGAUUUGAAUUCUUUAUAAGUUAUUCCCAGCCCUUCGCAAGGAACUGAGAGAAGUGAAAUCAGCUAAAAAAUUUAUUAUUAUUAUUAUUAUUACUAUUAUUAUUAUUAUUAUUAUAUUUUUUUUUAAUUUUGAUUGUGUGAUUAUCUUAUAUGGUGAACGAAAUAUUCAAAUAAAAUCAAUUUUUUUUUUAAUUUUUUGA
Messenger RNA from Macadamia integrifolia, 1202 nucleotides. RefSeq lists its product as uncharacterized. Lineage: Eukaryota; Viridiplantae; Streptophyta; Magnoliopsida; Proteales; Proteaceae. Bases 185 to 397 code for a protein of 70 amino acids. The record is from RefSeq and is a predicted model, not a curated record. The transcript has 2 exons.